CUGCGCCUAAUGGGGCGUUGCCAUGGCAGGACCAAGUAUGGAGAAGUAUAAAAAGAGGAAAGGUCACUGAACGCACCUCAGUCGUUGACAGAAACCGAGGCAGACAAACCAGUGAGGCGUCGUUGCAGAGCAGAACAAUGAAGUUGUUGGUCCUGGCUUUAACCCUCGCCCUGCUGUUUAUAGCUGGCGAGACGCUGGACUGUCGUCGCUGCGUCCCACAACGGGCCGGAGGUACCUGUCAGAACACAGUGGAGACCUGCGCACCAAAUAAGAAUGCUUGCAUUGCGGCCAAGUUCACCCGAGAACCAUUUGGCCGUUUCCAGAGGUGCAUAGCUCUCUCUGACUGCAAAUUGCUCGAAAUGAACGCCUACAUAAAAGUCAAGUGCUGCACCGAAGACAUGUGCAACACCUUUUAAGACUUGGAAUCAAAGAAAAGUGACCAGCUGAGCAUCGAGGACCUAACCUCGAAUGGGUCCCAAGGCAGAAUGCAGCUCCGGUGGGCAUUUAGUGCAGUUUUUAGAACGACGUGCUGAAUAAAAAGAGCGUGGA
Fundulus heteroclitus (mummichog) is the source of this 549-nucleotide messenger RNA. RefSeq names its product lymphocyte antigen 97, tandem duplicate 3 (gene ly97.3). The record is from RefSeq and is a predicted model, not a curated record. Bases 138 to 416 code for a protein of 92 amino acids. NCBI's taxonomy places the organism in Eukaryota, Metazoa, Chordata, Actinopteri, Cyprinodontiformes, Fundulidae. The transcript has 4 exons.